Molecule: messenger RNA, 528 nt
Organism: Lucilia cuprina (Australian sheep blowfly)
Lineage: Eukaryota; Metazoa; Arthropoda; Insecta; Diptera; Calliphoridae
Product: interstitial collagenase-like
Exons: 3
Coding region: 100-528 (142 amino acids)
Biological process (GO): extracellular matrix organization; proteolysis; collagen catabolic process
Cellular component (GO): extracellular matrix
Molecular function (GO): zinc ion binding; metalloendopeptidase activity
Source: RefSeq, a predicted model, not a curated record
CUCUCGGAACGGUCGGUUAUUAAAAGCUCAAAUAAAGCGAAUAAAAAAAUCUGUGAAAGUUAAGACAAGCUUCAUAAAUAAUUUUUAAACAAUAACAAAAUGUUGAAAUUUUCAACAUUUUUAAUAUUUUUGUUAAUUUUUAUACUAAAAUUUAUACACGGAUUUCCUGUAGGACCAAGAGAUGGCAUAGAAAUACCACCACCGGAAGUGAUUAAAUUUAUGAGACGUUUUGGCUACUUGGAUCAAAAUCCCGAUGAUUCAGAGGCUUUGUAUCAUGAAAGUGCCAUAGUGGAAGCUAUUAAAAAUAUACAAAAAUAUGGUGCCUUAAAUCAAACCGGUAGACUAGAUGCCCAAACUUUAGAUCUGUUUACUAAACCCCGCUGUGGUGUACCCGAUAUCGAAGGCAAGCCAUAUUAUCUAAGACAACAACCGGUUAUUACUGCUAAAAGCGCAAGUUUGAUAUCGAGAAAGAAACGCUUUAUCUUUGGAGCAAAAACUUGGAGUAAGAGGAAUAUCAAAUAUUUGUAA